Molecule: messenger RNA, 1176 nt
Organism: Penicillium macrosclerotiorum
Lineage: Eukaryota; Fungi; Ascomycota; Eurotiomycetes; Eurotiales; Aspergillaceae
Product: FAM50/XAP5 family protein
Exons: 2
Coding region: 1-1176 (391 amino acids)
Biological process (GO): chromatin organization
Cellular component (GO): nucleus
Source: RefSeq, a predicted model, not a curated record
AUGGCCUCUUCUGAGCGAGAAAGUCAAACCUCCACACCCCGGUCCUUUACGGGCCAAAGUGUGUCGGCCGAGGAAAUGCUCAAGUCGCAAACUGUCGGUCUUGUGCAUCUGUCCGAUUUUCGCAAACGGCGCGCCGAAGUCUUGGAGCAUAAGGAGCGCGAGGCGCAUGACAAGUCUCUAGGCAGACUGGCAUCUGGUAAUUCAAGAAGUGCAACUCCUUCUGCCGGCGAAGUGACUGACGGGUCAUCAACACCCAAAAGUGACGCCCCUCCUAAAAAGAAGAAGAAGAAACAACUAGCUAAAAGCAAGCUUUCUUUUGGCGACGAUAAUGAUGAUACCGGGGAAGAGUCCGCUGCGACUCCACGCGAUUCAAGCAUAUCCCGAUCCGGGUCAAAGACACCGAUUGAAGAGAGCGCGACAUCAGCAGCUGUGCGCAUGAAGGCGAAUCCGCAUGCACGACCACCUCCCAAAGCGAUGACUAAGGCCGCAGUGGAAGCUGAGGCACAGGCUCGCGAAACACUGCGCAAGGAAUUCCUGGCGAUGCAGGAAGCUGUUAAGAAUACGGAGAUUUCUAUCCCAUUCGUGUUUUUUGACGGGACGAACAUACCUGCUGGGUCAGUCAAGGUUAAGAAGGGUGACCCGGUCUGGCUGUUCCUCGACCGUUGCCGCAAGGUCGGUGCCGAACUUGGAGUGCGUGGUGCCAAUGGGGCUGCGAAGGCGCGGAAAGAUAAUCGUCGGGAAUGGGCUCGAGUCAGUGUCGAUGACCUUAUGCUGGUCAAAGGUGAUAUCAUUGUCCCACAUGUGAGUUUACCAAAUGCGAUUCUGUUGGAUCCGGUGUAUUUGAUACUAAUUCGCAACCAGCACUACGAAUUCUAUUAUUUUAUUGCCAACCGAGUACCCAACUACUCUCGCAACGGGGGUCUGCUCUUUGAAUAUUCCAAUAAGCCGGCACCAGAAAAUCCAAGCGAUGAGCCUCUAUACCGACCCAACGAUGAGAAGUUAGAAGGGGCGGACAAUGAUGCCACGGAGACCAAGGUCGUAGAUCGCCGUUGGUAUGAAAAGAACAAGCACAUCUACCCUGCCAGUCUCUGGAAUGAGUACGAGCCCGGGAAGGAGUUCGAAGAAAAGAUGACAUCGACGCGGCGUGAUGCACAGGGUAAUGCAUUCUUUUUUUAG